UACUGAGUCAAUUCACUGAAUUUAUGGUUCUCUUCUCUACUUGUGUUACGGUUACACUACUUUUUACCAUUAUUUUUGCAAUUGCUGCUUUUGGCUGGUGUUCAACAAAAACUCCAUGGUCUCACUUUAAGCAUCUUACCUAAUAGGAACAUAUCCCCCUUUGUGCAGAGACGCUUUGUAGCUAUAUCAGUUGCAACUACUUGCUGACCUUUUACUAUUAGUGUAAAAUGAUCUUUUAAGGAAUGUCUCUGCUCAUCUUAAAAACAAGUAUCUGAUUAAUGAGUUACCGCUCUGUUAUAGAGUUAACUUUGUGAAAUUCCUUAACUGGUGUGUUUUCCUUUCAGCCCUCUCAGUCACACUCCCAAAAUCCAUCAUUCUCUAGAGAGCUUUUCUUGUUCAUGAAACAUGUAGCGUAUCAUGUGUAGUAUGUUUCUCAUGUUCCCCCAGAGAGUGUAUUCAUUUUGUUGAUCAUAUGUCGUUAAUCCUCUUUGUUGUUUAUACAUACUUGGUAGAACAUGGACUGCAGUGCUGAGCAGUAGAUUCAUGCUGUUUCUAAGUUUUAUGAUCUUUGCAAUUUGUUAUUUAUCAAGGGACAGUGAGCUCAUGCAUUAAUGUUGUCCAAUGAAAGACUGAGUCACAGUUUCCACAGUUGAAGCUUACUGAUACAUGCACCUCAGCCCCCUUUAAUCAAAACAACUUCCUAUGAUCUCAAACCACUAUGACUGAGACAGAUUAUGUGCCCUUUGAUUGCCCAAGCUCUACACAAAUGUUAUAGUUUAAAAUCUCUUUCUUUAAUAUUUACAGUUAAAAGGUAUUAUUUCAAAAUACUUCUUACAUUUCCAUAUUUCCUGUAUGUGGUGAGUUCACCGGAUUUCCCACAUCAUCUGUGGUCUUUAUACCAGUAUAUCAUUUACAGUAGGUUGCCUUAAUAUCUUCCAUUUGUUUGUAUAAACCCUUUACAGUACAGUAAACAGUAAGGUCACACAUGAUGGCAGUUAGUUAGCUAACAGUAAGAGGAAAGCCUAUGACCGUGCACUGACAGCCCAUGCUAGCUACUCCCCCAACCUUAUUUCGGAGGACUUUGAACUUCAUUGUUCAGUGUUUGCUCCUGUCAGUGGUGUGGUAUGUGUGUUUGCUUUACUGUGAUUAGAAAUUGUAAAGGCCAAGUUGCGUUUUGUCCAAUGUUUCUCUGUUAAGAGAAGCUUUGUUCAUUUACAGCAUCAGCUUGACUCCUUUAAACAAACAAAUCUGGCUUCAUUCAUUAAUAAAGAGAGGCUGAGGUAUAUGAUGUGAUUAUAUAUUGAAUUAGCUGCUCAUAACAAACAAACUUUACGCAUCCACCAAUAGUGUGAAUGGAAGAGACGUGUGUGGCUCUUGAUUAAUGUUUUUGUGUGUGUGUGUGUGUGUAUUUCUCUGUCAUAGGCUACUUUUGGGAACAAAUUUCAACAAAUUGGGGUCAGCUUGUCCAAUUCGGGACAAAAACCAUGUUCUCAGUUGGGACAAAGCUGACUUUUGGUACAGUGGUUAUGGCUAUGCUUAGGGUAAGUCUCCAUUGAAAUGCAUUACAGAGGUCCUGUCUUACAGGUUUUACACACCCACACAUAAACACACACAUUGCUUUUACAAAAACACCCCCAGGGCGUGGAAAGUGUCUGCCCCUUUUAUAAUGCUUUUCUGCUUCAUCCAGUAAUGUUUGCUGUUCUGUCUGCUUCCAGGAAUGAGUCUUUGACAGGUGUUUUUGAAGCUUAGGUUGCGUGUUUGCUCUGUCUGCUCCAGCUGUGUCCAUCGUCUCAUCAACAGCCGACAACCAUCACCCUUUCAAACAUACCCCACACACUCAGGAUGGCAGGGGAAUGUGUUCCCUUUGAGGGUCCAGACCUGAAGGAGAUGGGCGAGGAGGAAAUGUGGGAACUGAUUAAUGACAACCGCCACCGAAUCUCCUUGGGGGUGCGACCAUGCAUCUUGAUCCCAUACCUGAGGCAGGCCAGGGUGCUCACGGAGAUGGACGAAGACGAGAUCCUCUCCUGCCACAACCUCACCAACCGCUGCAUGAGAACUAGCUACAUGCUGGAUUUGCUGAGGACUCAGGGGAGAAAUGGUGCUGUGGCUUUGCUGGAGGGCUUGAUGAUCCACUACCCCACCUUGUACACCCAAGUCACUGGACGCAAACCCAGCACUGAGCCUUCAAGAUUUAGCGGCUUGAUAAAGUACUCAGAGCUAACAGAGUAUCUGGUGAGAGCAGUAACAGGGAUGCAGAAGGAGCUCCAGGAGGCACGCUGUGAGGCUGGCAGAAUGUCUGCACGCUGCACCUCCUUGGAGUCAGAGAUUGGGCAGAUUAUGGAGCAGGAGGAGAAGUCGAGAUGCCUUCAGGCUGAAAAUGAACGCAUGCGGAGACAUUUGUGUUCUUUGCAACGUAAAGUCACCAAGCUGAAGGAUGAUAAGUGUGACUUGUAUAUGCGCUACACAGCAGCCAUGGAGGAGAAAUCAGCCGUGAACAAGCGCCUCCAUGACCUCAAUCUGCAGGUGUACCAGCUGCAAACUGAGCUGCAGAAAACCCAAAUAGAGAAGGAGUUCCAGAGGCAGCGCUCGGUAAGGAGUGCUUCUCUUGCUGAGACACCAAAACUACAAGAGGAAGUCAGGAGACUGCGCAGCCAGCUGGUGAAAGCAGAAAAACUGGACCCAGCUCGUCAGGACAUCCUGGCCCAGGACCUGGCUCAGGCCAUAGACAGCCAGGUGGAGCUUGCAGAGCAGCUCAGGUGUUACAGAGAGGAGAAUGAACAGCUGCUCAGAGAGAAACAAGGGCUCAUAGAUCAGAAGGAGUGCCUGAGCCUUCAGGUGCAGCAGCUAACCCUGGACUGUAACAUGCACCAGCAGAAGAGCACCAUGAUACACAAUCAGAUGAGGGAACUGCAGGCAGAGAGAGACCAGGCGUACCUGUCCAGAAACGAGGCCCAGGCCAUGAUUGCCCGCAUCCUGGCUGAGAAGGACACCCUGAGGUGCCACCUGGUGGAGCUACAGGAGAGGGUCUUCAGCCUGCCACCCAAACGCAGCCCCAGGGAACAACAGCAGAGCUGUGAUGAGACAGAGAUUUGCUGGGAGAGCCCGAGGUCCAGCUGUGAAGAAUUCCCAUUCCCAAAUAGACGCAGACUUCGCCGCAUGGACGCAGUUAAUCCCAUGUCACUGCGUUCCUGCAGUUCAGAGAGAGAAGAUGCUGCGGCAAGUAGUGUCCGAUCCCGAAACGCAGAACCACCCAGCUCUGAUUCCCUCCGCAGAAGGCAGGAAGCUCUACGUGCAGACAGAAGUUUGGAAUCAGCAGAGACUGAUUCUUUAUUGGACGACUUUGUGUUCCUCCCCAGUGUGAGCAGUGAAGGCAUGCAGGCAUCCAGGCUAUGUUCAUCUAAAGGCUCCACCUCUGACAGCCUGUCAAGAACCUCAGUCCCUCCUUUCCUGAUGCGUUCCCGUCCGAAAGCUAUUCGCAUCAAUGGCCGUGUUCUCAGUAUCUCCUUCCAGGGGGAGGCAAUGCUCAGCCAGCUGGCAGUGGUGGGGGGGAAUAAGACAGGAGUGUUUGUGCACCAAGUGACAGAAGGGAGCGCUGCCCAUACUGUUGGCAUUAGCCCAGGGGCACAGAUAGUGGAGGUGAAGUACGAGCAGAAACAGAGGGCUCUGAGGAUGGUGCUGGAGGAUUCCACUUUAGAGGAAGCUAUGUGGGCUCUCGGCCAGGUUUCAGGCCUCUGCCACUUCUCCCUACGCCCCAGGCAAGAUGUGUCCCCUGCCUGUUGUUCAGAUUAUGAGGCACUGCUGCAGCAGCUGCAGAACAGUGAGAUCUCAUCAGGAGAUUCCUUCUACGUACGUGUCAACAUGUCUCUGCCUGCUGGCCCCAACGGGACCCUGGCUGUGUCCUGCAACGACAUCCUCCAUGUGACCAACACGCGACCCACUGGCACGGAGGACUCAUGGCACGCCAGCCAAGUUCACCCCUGUCAGCUGCUGGACCUCCAGAGUGGAACCGUACCCAACUACUACAGGGCACAGCGACUUCUGAUUCGAGCAAUUGAGGACAUGAGCUUUCAGACAAAGAAGUCUCACAAGGCUGGGCGUGUGGUGGCCCAGAGUAAACAGAAGGCAGUGAGGAUUGUGAGCACCGGGCGCCAGGGCAGGAACCCACUGUGGGUCAGCGUGGAGGAAGAAAAGAGCACAGAGUCAGGUGAUACAUCUGCACCCAAAAGUUGCGUAACCCUCAUGCCCUACACCCUGGUCACGCCCCACUACCCACCAGUCUGCAGACCUGUCCUGUUGCUGCCCACCGUCCUGGGACGCAUUCUGGACAAGAAGCUGGCAGGUUGGCAGGGCUUUCAGCUCUGUGAACCAGAGGUGCUGAGCUUCUGUGAGCACGCAAGCCGGCUGCAGAGGUCAGAGAUCCUGGAGGAGUGUGAGCAGGAAAGAAACUGCUGCUACACCUUGCAGAGUGUUGAGAAGGUCAUGAAGAAGGGGAUUCACUGUGUGCUGCCGUUGGGCCUGGACUGCGUGCGUCGGCUGCACCGUGCUGAGAUCUUCCCUAUCAUCAUCUUUAUCGGCCAGGCUGCACGGAGUGCGCGCAAACUGAGGUCAAAGCUGCAGCGCCACGGCCAGUCGGAGGAGCGGCUGCUAGCGUGUUCGAGGAGGGAGGAGCCGCUGCUGGACAAGCUGCCGUGUCUGUAUCACAGCAUGGCUCCAGACUCCUGGUGUGACCAGACCUCCCUGCUGACCAGGUUGCGCACCAUUAUCUGGGAGGAGCAGAAGAAGAUCGUCUGGGUGGAGCCUGACCUGUGGUGAAAGAGAAAUCGAAGAGAAAAGAAUCUUAGAAAACACAGAAAAUACAAAAAUAAUGGGAAUUAUAAUUUCUCAAGGGGCUUUUUUGUUACGAUGAUAAAGUGUUAAGAAUAUAUUUAUAUGACAAACUUUACAAGAGAUGUUUUUGUAAACAUGAGUAUGUAUCUAUGAUACUUAUGAGUAACUGAGUGAAUGAAGGACGCUUGUAAUGUGAUCUAGACAUGAAAAUACAUUUAAAGAGUGUAUUUAGCUGUGUCAUUAUUUACUCUACCCAGAAUAUUUUUUUUAAUGUGUUGCCUCCCGUUUUGAGGCUUUUGUUUGAAAAAAACACAGGUGUGAGGUGUUUGCUACAAACACAAACACCGAUAAAAACACACUCUCAUGACUUGCAUGUACUGUAUCUCUACAAUGUUGUAGAUCAUUUCCCAUUUUCUUUUAAGGCUCUGCAUCUGUCAUAACUGUUUCCAGUGUUUUUAUUUGAAUGCUUGACUUUUAAUAUAGCGGUCAGUAAACAUCGGUCAUCAUAGCUAUUCUUCCACAAUAGGUUUACAAGAUUUUAGAAAGAACCCCAACUGCAGAGCAUGUGAUUAGAGUCGAGUCUACGUCAUGAGAGAUCUGUAUCCUGUAAGUCGGGUUCAUGACAGAUGGUGCCUUAAUUCUUCUUUCAGAGAGCUCCUCUCUCUCUCUCUCUCUCUCCUCUUCUUCUCCUCUCUGUCCUUCUUCUUCAUGGUGCUGCCAUGCAAACACACACAUGACAUUUCAGUCAUGACAGAGCAUCCCUCUGAAUUUCUGUGAGGUGCCUCGCUGUCCGCAUAAUAAAAAUGUAGCAAUAUUUAAUACUUUAUGUUCAUUCAAGUUUGAAGAUCAUUUCCACGUAGCAUCAUGUUGUAUUUACUCCACUGCUAUUUUCCAGUUUGUAUCCAUGUUUAGAUUAACUGAAACAUUGUACGGAAGCUUUGAGAAUUCGACUAAUCUUUGUUGUUAACUUACUGUAAACAUAUAUGUUUUAUUCAUUUGAAGUUAAUUUAGUUCAGAUUUCUGGAUUUCAUUUCAGACAGUUUCACAGCUUAUAAACAUGAGCUCAUCUGUUCAUCUUGAAUGAAUGUCCUGCUGAGUUCAUUCAACUCAGCAUGUUAGCAGACUUCCCUACAUGCAUUGCUUGAGAGUUACAGUGACUACCCAGAGACCAUUUGUUUCUGUAGUUUGAAGUGAAAAAAAUAUGAUUGGAACUACUAAUGAAAACAGUUCUAACCAUGAUGAAGGUUAGUAUUGAAUUUAGUCCCUUUAAUAAAAUUAUUGAUAUACAAUUCAAUUUCAAAAUAUUAUACUUUCGGGAAAAAUCAGAGAAAUACAUACUGUAUAUGUAAGUUUAAAAGAUAACAUGUAUGUAUGUGUUAUUUAAAUGAUACUGUCCAUCUGAAUGUUCUAAGUCACAGAACUAGUUGGUAUUAAUCUGAGGAUUCACUGCCCAAACUGGAUGAUACUACAUCUUCCCCCAAAAAAAGAGGAAACCAAAACAAAGGAAGAAAGGAGGUCAAAGGAAAAAAAAAAGUGAACAGGAAAUGCUCUCAG
This is a messenger RNA of Xiphias gladius (swordfish), 6381 nucleotides long. It is a transcript of the gene card14, whose product is annotated as caspase recruitment domain family, member 14. NCBI's taxonomy places the organism in Eukaryota, Metazoa, Chordata, Actinopteri, Istiophoriformes, Xiphiidae. The transcript is spliced from 20 exons. Gene Ontology annotation, molecular function: protein binding. Gene Ontology annotation, biological process: regulation of apoptotic process. The record is from RefSeq and is a predicted model, not a curated record. The coding region runs from base 1843 to 4812 and encodes 989 amino acids.